UGCUCCGUGUUGAGGACGGUCUCUUUGUGCAGAUGGAUUUCCUUCACAGGAAUGGUGUUCUUCUUAUUCAGCAUUUGCAGAAGGAUUACCGGGCUUACUACGAUUUUCUAAACUUUAUGUCCAAUGCUGGAGACCCCCGGAAUAUAUUUUCUAUUUAUUUUCCACUCUGGUUUCAGCUUAAUCAGACCGUUGGAACUAAGAUGAUAUGGGUCGCCGUCAUUGGGGACUGGUUCAAUCUUAUAUUUAAAUGGAUCUUAUUCGGUCAUCGGCCUUACUGGUGGGUCCACGAAACUCAGAUUUACCCAAAUCACUCAAGUCUCUGUCUUGAGCAGUUCCGCGCCACAUGUGAAACAGGCCCAGGAAGUCUGUAGGGCCACGCAAUGGGCUCUUCGUGCGUCUGGUACGUCAUGGUGACGGCUGCUCUGAGCGACGCUGUCGGCAGGACAGAUAAGUCCUCUCUCAUCCUGCACAGACUGACCUGGUCAUUUCUUUGGAGUCUAUUCUGGGUGAUUCAAAUCAGCGUCUGCAUCUCCAGAGUGUUCAUAGCAACGCACUUUCCUCAUCAAGUUAUUCUUGGCGUAAUCGGGGGCAUGCUGGUGGCAGAGGCCUUCGAACACACUCGAGCCAUCCAAACAGCCAGCCUGACCACCUACCUGAAAACCAACCUCUUCCUCUUCCUGUUCGCCCUUGGCUUUUACCUGCUUCUCAGCCUGCUCGACAUUGACCUCCUGUGGUCUGUUCCCAUAGCCAAAAAGUGGUGUGCCAAUCCUGACUGGGUCCACAUUGACACCACCCCUUUUGUGGGACUCGUGAGAAACCUCGGGGUCCUCUUUGGCUUGGGCUUUGCAAUCCACUCUGAGAUGUUCCUUAAGAGCUGCUGAGGGGGAAAUGGCUGUAAGCUGAGCUUCCGGCUCCUCAGUGUGAUGACCUCAUUGACCGUCCUGCCGCUCUACCAGUCCACCCAGAUCCCCACUCACAUAGAACAUUUGUUUUGUGUCUUCUCUUUCUGUAAAAGUGCAUCCAUUCCCCUGGCGGUGGUUGCUUUGAUACCCUACUGCAUUCACACGUUAAUGAAACCAAGUGACAAGAAGAUUAAUUAGAGUUGGGCAGAGACUUAGUGCUUGGUGGUCCCAGGCUGACCCUUCUCCUCCACCCACCAGUAGCGUCACAGAGCAAGGACAGACUGACUCCAGAGGGAUUCCAAUGAGGGUCACAAAAAGAGCCCAAGCCUGCCUACGCAUAGAUGCAGUUUGGCCUUCAUAUGAUUUUGUUUGUUUUCUAUUUUAAAUCAGUCUCCAUCCUUCAAAAAUCAGAAUAUUUUCAUAAGAUCUGAUUUUCUCUAUCCUCUUGAAUAAUCGGAAUAAUCAUCUUCUUGAAUAAUCUGGCGAUACAGGGCUUCCAUUCUUCCUUGGAGAAAAUUGGCUUGGGUGAGUACCGAUGGCUCCCCAGUGAGGGCCAGCAUUCGGAUUGUAUCACAGCAAAACCUUCUGUAUCAGGUGCUUUGUCAUCCUAAGGUCAGGCCACGUCGGGCGACUGCGAGGGUUUUGGUGGGCAUCUCUGUUGAAUCCAAUCUCCUUGAUUUUCAGAUGCACUAUAUGCACCCAUUCAGCUGAAAGCACUUAAUCACUAUGCCAGCAGAUUAGGAAAUAGAACCCACGUCUCCUGACGUGGCUUUCGAUGACACCAUGUCUGCGUUCUCCCUCUCCAAGAGGUCAAAGCCAGCGAGAGUAAAUGCUUUGAUAUAGAUUCCACGACAAUUGCGGUUUAAGUCAGCUGAAAUGGCAUUGAAAUGCCACAGCCUAUUUGACUUGCCUGGUGACCUAUUCCUUUGAAGUAUGUUUGGCAUCCACCUGUGUGCAGGAUCUUGAUGGAGUCAGCAGGGGGGCCAGAUGUGGGAAUGUAAACCCGUCCAGAGGAAAUGAAGCAGGUAAGGCCGCUGGCUGAACUUGAUGCCUGCACUCUGUAUUAUUAGUGCUUUCCAGUAUUUCAAUAAAUGCUGCUGAAGGUGCUUCACUUAGAACAUGAUUUCCUCCACUCUGACAUCUCUAUACUUUAAUUUAUAGUUGCCAAUCUUUCAAAAUCACAGGAAUCAGACAUCUUUUUCUAGAUCACGCUGCAACAUAGGAAAAAAAUACCUCUAUCUUUUAGUUGGGUUAGUCUUUCUUUAUACUCAACUGUGAUGAUAAUUGUUACAUGUUGGGCUGCUAAUUGCAGGGUCAGCCGUUCAAAUCUGCCAGUUACUCCAUGACUCCGGCAGAAAGAUCUGCUGCUCACAGAAAGACAGCCUUGGAAACCCAGAGGCAGAUCUACCCUGUCCUGCAGGAUUGCUGCCAGUUAUAAUUGAGUCAACGUUAAGUGUUUGUUUGUUUUUUAAUGAUGAAAAUCUGGCAUCAGGGCUUAGUGUUCUAGCCAGGAAGGUUGUGGCAUUGGUAACUUUGAGGAGAUUCAGAAUAAUUGAGGUGGUUUACAAUAACCACCUGAGCAAGAAGAUCUGAGUCAAUUACAACACUGAUGACACCAUCGGGGAUCUUAAGAAGCUAAUCGCAGCCCAAACUGGCACCUGUUGGAACAAGAUUGUUCUUAAGAAGUGGUGCACUCCUCACUGGCCCAUGGCCCUGCGGGGGACAACACCAGGAACACAGUGUGGGAAUUGCGCCUGA
Messenger RNA from Echinops telfairi (small Madagascar hedgehog), 2660 nucleotides. RefSeq names its product glucose-6-phosphatase catalytic subunit 2 (gene G6PC2). Gene Ontology annotation, cellular component: membrane. The transcript has 5 exons. Gene Ontology annotation, molecular function: glucose-6-phosphatase activity. The record is from RefSeq and is a predicted model, not a curated record. NCBI's taxonomy places the organism in Eukaryota, Metazoa, Chordata, Mammalia, Afrosoricida, Tenrecidae. Gene Ontology annotation, biological process: gluconeogenesis; glucose 6-phosphate metabolic process.